AUGAGCGUCCAGGCCUCCUCGCCCAAAGUCACUGGUGAGGGUCACACCGCUGGAGGCUCAGCGGCUGCCCCUAGCGCCCGGCCACAGGCUAAAGCCCCGAACUUUGCUCUGGCUUGGCAGUUCGUCUCCAACUUGCCAGGUGCACCACCAGGUGCCCCAGCGCCAGUCUACCGUGCAGCAAAUUCGCCGAAUUUGCCACGGGCAGGUUCACCACCGAUGAAUUCGGGUGUGCGUUCACCCCGAGCCGUGUCGCCGCCAAUGAGCAAGUCAUUGUGUUCACCAGGUAUCGGCCGGCUAGGAGGGGCUGCGCCACCCAGCAACCGCAUGCAAUUGGCGAAAGCGCCCAUGAAUUGGAGGGCUGGCCCGCCAGGUGGGUCACCCUCCGGCCCUGGUGGCCUUGGCCCCGUGUCCGCAGCGGAGUGGAGUUCCUCCCCGCGUGCGCAUUCACCACUGGUGGUGAGGAUUCCAAGUCCACAUGCAAAGGAGCACCACGUGCUCAAUCCCACACCACGGAUGGUGAUGACCAAACAUCCCUCGCAAUCCCAGAUCGGACCACACCGGGAACAGGUCCGGUGGUCUCACGUGGGACGGCAGCUCUCUCCUCGAACGCAGCCAGUUCGACAAGGCUCGCCUCCAGGUGUGCUGAGCCGGGCAUCACCACAGCAAGGUGCACAGGCUCCGCCCCCCCUCCGACAUGUAUGA
This is a messenger RNA of Durusdinium trenchii, 702 nucleotides long. The record is from the annotation of a GenBank genome assembly. Lineage: Eukaryota; Dinophyceae; Suessiales; Symbiodiniaceae.